AUAAGUAUUUAGUAGUAAGUCCAUGUACUUCGUUAUGUUUACCUAUGGAUAUAAAUAAUAUUACUGAGGUCAUACCCGUGCAGACAAAUUGCCGUUUUUAUUACCUUCUAUUUAGUAUGCUAACUAACAAUAAGCGAUAAAAGUUGACGCAAGAAUAUCUUUGUCUGUGGUCAGAUUAAUCGAGUGGCGUUUAUUUUUUAUAAUAAAUAUCGUAUAAACAAUAACUUAAUAAGUUAAUCCCCUCCCCGUGCAAACUCCGACCGCAUCGUAUUGGCUCAAAUAAAAUAGGCUGAGGGUGUAUGAAAGGAACACGCGUAUCUACUCAUACAUCUGUCUCUUUUACUCGAGAAAAGUCGUCGCCUACGAAUGUAGAAUACAAUAUCGAUGUUUGGGGCAUAAAAAUUGACAGAUUUUUUGUUCAGUGUAUUGCAAGGAGCACGGAGAAGCGGUCACACCGCUCCCGGCCACCGCAACGAAGGGUUGUCCCAAAAAGUGUUUACUCUUAAUACAAUCACUUUUUACCGUUUUAAUUACGCGACAUUAAGAUAUCGUAGUGAAUCCAAUGUGUACAAGUUUUUAUAGUGCCUUGUGGUUUUGACGAAAUCCGAUUGUUCAAGACAGGCAUGCUGAGCUGCGCGCCGCCCGCCGGCAUGCCGCCCGCCCACGCCCCGCACGCGCAACCUUGGGCCGCACUGCUGCAACCGCCUCCGAUAGUGAAAUCUGAACCCAUGGAAGAGGGUACGUUCUCGAAGGAACAGACGAGCGGUUUCUACUCUGACGGUUUCCACAGUGCGUCCCCUUCUUCUUCCAGCAAGGAUUCGAACGGGCACUCUCCUCGCAGCGUUGGCAGUGGCGGUGAACCUUUGCCGUUUUAUGAUAACAUGCCCCUGAAAGCAAAAGCCAAUCUCGGUAUGCAUUUAGAAUCCUAUCGUAGCGGAGUCCCCUACAGCUUACUUACGCCUCCCGGUUUCGAAACCCGAAGUGCUGAAGGACGUGAUGCUUCGCCAGGAUAUUCGUCUCAAUAUUCGCCUAGAAAUCUCGCGCCACCGAUGCAUGUGUCGACGCCUCUGAUGCGUGCCGAUGCGACGCCGCCAAAAUCUCCGCCCGAAACACCAUCGUCUCCCGACAGAGGACAGGAGCAUAAGUCAUUCGAACAUUUCCAUGAUUCCGGGUUCGACGGCGCGCCGCAAGGCAUGAAACAUGAUGGCGAUGAUGGCCGAGAAGGCUCUGGUUUAGAAGAAGAUUUUGAUGAAGAGCCUGGACUUAGGGUGCCCGCUGUAAACUCUCACGGAAAAGUUAAAACAUUCAAGUGUAAACAGUGUGAGUUUGUUGCGGUAACCAAACUCAGUUUCUGGGAACAUAGUAAAGAGCAUAUCAAACCAGAAAAAAUGCUAUGUUGCAGAAAAUGUCCGUUUGUGACUGAAUACAAACAUCAUCUCGAAUACCACAUGAGAAACCACCUUGGUUCGAAGCCAUUCCAAUGCAGUCAAUGUUCAUAUUCGUGCGUUAACAAGUCCAUGCUCAACUCCCAUCUCAAGUCUCACUCGAAUGUAUACCAGUACAGAUGCGCUGAUUGCAAUUACGCUACCAAAUAUUGUCAUUCUCUAAAACUACACUUGCGCAAGUAUCAACACAAUCCGGCUAUGGUUUUAAACAUGGACGGUACACCAAAUCCUUUGCCAAUCAUUGACGUGUAUGGAACUCGUCGGGGACCGAAGCAAAAACCGAUGUCGAAAAUGUUUGAUCAACAAGCUUCUAUAAACAACAAUAAUCAGCCUCCCUGUGCUCCUCAGUCACAUUCUUUAUUCGGAGCCGCUCAUUUCCCUGUUAAUUUGCCUUAUUUACCUCCUCUUCUACCUCAUUCUUUCUUAUUUCCACCGAAUAACAACUAUGAAACAAGGACAUCGCCCAAAUCAGCAGGCAUUUCGCCGACUGAAAAGCGUCCGCCGUCACCACUUCCUUCAAUCUUGCAUCAACGUCUUUCUUACGGGGAGUCAAAUUUAGAUGUUCGAAUGACAACCCCACCUGCCAGGUCUCCAGACGGUUUACCGCAAACACCCAUAGUAGAUCCAACCACCUCUACUUGUCAAAGUAACGACGCACUCGAUCUCACAAAUGCAAAAACAACCGAAACUGAAUCGCCGCCUCCAGCUGAGCAGCCAACGCCCAUCACUCCUACCACGGCUUUGAAAAACAGGAGAAAAGGGCGCGCUUUCAAACUGCAGCCUGCGGCGCUGCGGCUGCAGCAUGAGGACGAGCGCCGCGCCGCGCCGCCCUCCGACUCUGAGUCGGACACCUCGACCGACGCGGCGCCCGCGCCAACGCCCGCGCGUGCCCCCGCCUACAGCUGCCACUACUGCGACAUCACCUUCGGGGACCUCACAAUGCACACCAUCCACAUGGGUUUUCAUGGCUACAACGAUCCCUUCAUGUGCAAUAAGUGCGGCGAGCGCAGCGCCGAUCGUGUGGCAUUUUUCAUUCACUUGGGCCGAGCACAACACGCAUAAGAAAUAGAUUAUAUUAUUUCCUCCUAGUCCACGAUUUCAUGUAACACUUGUAGCGAUUAGAUAUAUUUCAAAUUAUAUAUAAAUUAUUCUUAGUAUUGUAAUGAAGGUAUUAUGGGUUGUAAAUCAAUAGGAAAUUUGUAUAGAUAUAAAACCAAAGAUAAAUAAUAUACUUACGGAUUUCAAAUAAGGCAACGUGUAGGAACAUAUGUACAAUUCUUAUUUCUCAUUAUUUGAACUGGUAAGGUGAGGAGGGCGAAGUGCGCCAUGUCGUCUAAGUGCGCCUACUUUUAAUAUACCGAUAACUGCUUAUAGAAUACUAGUAAUAUUACUAGUAUUAUAUUUAAACCAGUUUUCAUUAAAUUAAAGGAAGGCGCAAUUUGCCCCCCUCACCUUACGACGAUAAAUAAAGAAUAGCUGUACCUAAUAAAUGUUCCGUAAAAUCUAAGUACUCAUAUUAAUGUGCUUGCAAUGGUAGAUAGGUAGGUAUUAGGUAUUACAAAACCUAAACAAACAGAGCAUAGCUGUAGAGUUACGUAAAACCCUGUGUUAUAAUAUUUAGUUUAGUUAGGAUAUGAUAUAGAUUUUAAUUCGAGUAGAAUCUAGAGUGACCAAUUUGUAAACAAGACUGUAAUCUUGGUUAAGUACAAAACGAAAUAGCAUUAUUAUCAAUGUGCAUGUUUUAUGCAUUACUUUAACUUACAUUUAAAUGUGUAUAAAUGUACAUUUGCGGUAAAGUUACCUAUUAGACGCAUACAACUUAGCGUUUUUAGGAUGCUCUGAAGUACAUACUUGUGUGUAAAUUAUUUAUCCAAGUACCUACGUAAUUUAAUAUUAAUUACUUAAUUAUAUCUGCAUGUACGGAAAUUACCGUGACAAAUUGUACCUAUUUAUAUUAACUUGAAAAGAGUCUAUUUAAUUUAUUUAUCCUCAUUAAUUUUAUCUCGUUUAAAAUGUGGUUAAAAAAACGGUGGCUGCAAAAUGUCCUGUUUUACAUUGUAUGACAGUGUUUUGCAUUGUAUUCAUUGUAUAUUAUUAAUAUAAUACCUAGGACAGCUUUUGCUUUAGAGUCACUAACGACAUGUAAUUAUGACUUGAUAAUAAAUGGAUAGCUGUUCGGUUUAACGCCCCGCGUCGCUCAUGGGCCUGACGAGCGUCGAAGGGAAUGGAGCGACAGCGGGCGCGGAUGAGCCUAAUAUAUUGAAUCUUAUAUAUAAUGUCCACGCAUUUUUUGUGUAUAUUUGACACAAAUUUAUUUGUUUUGUGUUGUAUGGGAACUUUUGUUUGUGUGCCGUAAAUAUGUAUUAAUAAAAUAAACAUGUUUUGUCGA
Cydia pomonella (codling moth) is the source of this 3834-nucleotide messenger RNA. RefSeq names its product protein hunchback (gene hb). NCBI's taxonomy places the organism in Eukaryota, Metazoa, Arthropoda, Insecta, Lepidoptera, Tortricidae. The record is from RefSeq and is a predicted model, not a curated record. Gene Ontology annotation, biological process: regulation of transcription by RNA polymerase II. Gene Ontology annotation, cellular component: nucleus. The transcript has 3 exons. Gene Ontology annotation, molecular function: RNA polymerase II transcription regulatory region sequence-specific DNA binding; DNA-binding transcription factor activity, RNA polymerase II-specific. The coding region runs from base 624 to 2507 and encodes 627 amino acids.